GUGGGUGGGUUCUGUCACUAGCAGCAGGGUGUUUGGAGUCUGGUGGAAAGUGAGUGGCCGCCCGAGGCUUGGAGCCCCUGGCCAGGCCGCCUUAUGGAGCUCGAGAAUAUAGUAGCCAACACCGUGCUGCUGAAAGCCAGGGAGGGUGGCGGAGGAAACCGGAAAGGCAAAAGUAAAAAAUGGCGACAGAUGCUACAGUUUCCCCAUAUUAGCGAAUGCGAGGAGUUGAGGAGGAGCCUCGAAAGAGAUUAUCACAGUCUGUGUGACAAGCAGCCAAUCGGACGUCUCCUGUUUCGUCAGUUUUGCGAAACCCGGCCCGAGCUCCUACGCUGCGUCCGAUUUCUUGAUGCCGUGGCUGAUUAUGAAGUUUCGCCUGAUGAGAAGCGCAAAGAAUGCGGGAAGCUGCUGAUUGAGAAGUAUCUUAGUAGUGAGAGUGAAGAUUACAUUCCAGAAGUUCCUGAGCAGCUGGUCAGUGGCUGUGUGGAGAGCCUAGAAAGUGAACCGUUCAAAGAACUUUUUAAAGACUGUUCAAAGCUUGUCCAUGACUUCCUGAGCAUGGCCCCAUUUUCUGAUUACUUGGACAGUGUCUAUUACAAUCGCUUUCUGCAGUGGAAAUGGCUUGAGAGGAGCCCAGCUACAAAGAACACAUUUCGACAGUACAGAGUUCUUGGCAAGGGAGGCUUUGGAGAAGUGUGUGCCUGUCAAGUACGAGCGACGGGGAAAAUGUAUGCCUGCAAGAAGCUGGAGAAAAAACGAAUAAAGAAAAGGAAAGGGGAGUCGAUGGCUCUGAAUGAAAAACAAAUUCUUGAGAGAGUCAACAGCAGGUUUGUAGUUAGUCUGGCAUAUGCGUAUGAGACCAAAGAUGCCCUGUGCCUGGUGCUCACGUUGAUGAAUGGAGGGGAUUUGAAGUUUCACAUUUAUCACAUGGGUGAUUCUGGAUUUAAUGAAGAUCGAGCAAUAUUUUAUGCUGCUGAAAUCUGCUGUGGCCUUCAAGAUCUACACCAGGAAAGAAUAGUGUACAGAGACCUGAAACCAGAAAAUAUUUUGCUGGAUGAUGAUGGACACAUUAGGAUUUCAGACCUUGGACUUGCGGUGCACAUCCCGGAAGAUCAGACCAUCAAGGGCAGAGUGGGCACUGUAGGCUAUAUGGCGCCUGAAGUAGUGAAGAACGAGAGAUACACAUUCAGCCCUGACUGGUGGGCCCUCGGCUGCUUAUUGUACGAGAUGAUUGAGGGGCAGUCCCCUUUCCAGCAGAGGAAAAGGAAGAUUAAGCGUGAAGAAGUGGAGCGCAUGGUGAAGGAGGGACAGGAGGAGUAUUCUGAUAAGUUCUCUCCAGAUGCAAAAUCGCUUUGUACCAUGCUCUUGCAUAAAGACCCCAAGCAGCGACUGGGGUGUCGUGGAAGCGGUGCUCAGGAGGUAAAAGAACACCCUCUGUUUAAAAAUAUCAAUUUCAAAAGACUAGAAGCUGGAAUGUUGGAACCCCCAUUCAAACCAGAUCCUCAGGCCAUUUAUUGUAAAGAUGUCCUUGAUAUAGAGCAAUUCUCAACGGUAAAAGGGGUUGAGCUUGAGGAGACGGACACGAACUUCUACAGCAAGUUUGCCACCGGAUGUGUGUGCAUUCCAUGGCAGAACGAGAUGAUUGACACCGACUGCUUUUGGGAGCUGAGUGCAAUACCGGCCGACGGGACCAUUCCACCUGAUUUAGACUGGAGGGGUCUUCCAUCCCCACAGCCAAAAAAAGGACUUCUGCAGCGUUUCCUCAGCAGGCGGGACUGCUGUGGCAAUUGCAGCGAUGGUGAAGAUGAACCGACUCGCCUGUAGCUCUCGUGGGACCUCAAAACUGAUUAGAGUUCAACUGGUUUACAUUUUUUUGCACACUUAUAGCCAUUAACCUCUCCUUAAAGGGGGUUACAGACCCCCACCCUGUAUUGUGCCUCUAAACAUCCCCCCAUGGAGUUUAGGUGUUAAAACAAUAUUGUAAUGUAUUAAUGCAAAUCUAUAAAUAUAGGAAUGUAUAUUUUCUGAGGAUAUUGCCCCCACAGGCUUCUGUAACUCCUUCCCUCUGCCAUUGGCCCAAUGGACUAAAACAUUCUCUCAGGAAAGGUGUAACAUAUGAAAGUAUCUUAAAGGUGCAUUAAUGCUUCAUUCUAUUCCCAGGACUUGGUGGAGCAAGCUAUAUUUGCUUCAAUGGCCUGCCUCUGAGGAGCACACUUUAUGCACAGGAGUUGGAAGUGCAUAUUCACGCACUCCUAAUGUUUUUCCUUACCUCACUCCUGCUAGGAUAGGAUUUGUGCUGCGCAGUGCAUUGUUAGUGCGAAUCAUCUCACUGAUUCAAUUAUGGGUUGUAUGGAAUAUCUAUUGUAUACUCCUGGGUUUGGGAAGAUACCCUAUAUUGUUUGUCACUGUAGGAGGAAAUCUGUAUUUUAUUCAAA
Messenger RNA from Spea bombifrons (plains spadefoot toad), 2432 nucleotides. It is a transcript of the gene GRK6, whose product is annotated as G protein-coupled receptor kinase 6. NCBI's taxonomy places the organism in Eukaryota, Metazoa, Chordata, Amphibia, Anura, Pelobatidae. The coding region runs from base 94 to 1821 and encodes 575 amino acids. The record is from RefSeq and is a predicted model, not a curated record. Gene Ontology annotation, biological process: regulation of signal transduction; signal transduction; protein phosphorylation. Gene Ontology annotation, cellular component: plasma membrane; cytoplasm. Gene Ontology annotation, molecular function: G protein-coupled receptor kinase activity; ATP binding. The transcript has 16 exons.